Messenger RNA from Cotesia congregata, 531 nucleotides. Lineage: Eukaryota; Metazoa; Arthropoda; Insecta; Hymenoptera; Braconidae. The record is from the annotation of a GenBank genome assembly.
AUGUACGCUGCUGCAGGAGGAACUAGCAUUGCUAAUCGAAGAAAACAGAAGCAAAUCAGCAAACAACGACCUUUGCAAAUUUUGAACGGCCCAACAACUUCGCGUGGUAGAUAUAUUGCCGAGUCAGAAUUGUGUAUCUCAAAAAAUGCAAGAAGCCACACGCUUGCACAGCAGAAUUUAGUCGUAUCUCAACAAUGUCACUAUUCUGCACCAUCAUCCACAUUUUACAAUUCUUCCCAGGUUAAUCAUCGAAAUCAUACGCACAAUCGCCAUUAUUUUAAACGUCAAAGACUGAUUUCUGAAAAAGUGAAGCCACAUCGUUUUCUGGCACCUCGGCUUUCGCCGAUUCAAUUUUCCAUAUCACCACCGCCACUCUCAUUGGAGUCGACAACCUCCACCACGCAUCCAUUAAAAUUCAACAAUUUUCCAUUUCCACCGCCAUCAUUUUUUGAUUUAAGAAUAUCGUCUUCCACUUCUGAAAUACAGAAAAAAAAGGUCCCAGAUGAUGAGAUGAUUUCCAAUACAAUCUAA